Fibroporia radiculosa is the source of this 177-nucleotide messenger RNA. RefSeq lists its product as uncharacterized. NCBI's taxonomy places the organism in Eukaryota, Fungi, Basidiomycota, Agaricomycetes, Polyporales, Fibroporiaceae. Bases 1 to 177 code for a protein of 58 amino acids. The transcript is spliced from 3 exons. Gene Ontology annotation, biological process: mitochondrial electron transport, cytochrome c to oxygen. The record is from RefSeq and is a predicted model, not a curated record.
AUGCCCAUCGCUCCCAUCACCGGCAAGCUCAGGAAGCGGUUCUGGCUCGACCUCAGCGUUUCCCUCGGCAUGGGCAUCAGUGCUGGCUAUGCUUUCUGGUACGGUGUCCAUCUCAAGCACGUGCAAAAGCAGGAGGAAUAUUACUUGAGGCUCGAGAGAGCCAAGCAGCAGCAAUAG